Molecule: messenger RNA, 1710 nt
Organism: Necator americanus (New World hookworm)
Lineage: Eukaryota; Metazoa; Nematoda; Chromadorea; Rhabditida; Ancylostomatidae
Exons: 12
Coding region: 1-1710 (569 amino acids)
Biological process (GO): cell differentiation; regulation of transcription by RNA polymerase II
Cellular component (GO): nucleus
Molecular function (GO): sequence-specific DNA binding; DNA-binding transcription factor activity, RNA polymerase II-specific
Source: RefSeq, a predicted model, not a curated record
AUGAGUUAUGUUCAGUUUGUGUGGGAUGACGACACGCGAACUCAUCUCCUCCCGAUACUACUCGAUAUGAAAAAAUAUAUCGCAUGGAAGAAGCACGAUCUGGAUAGUCCGGCUCUGGCGUGCCCGGCCCCCCUUGUAGCGCUCGCGCCUACUGGCGCAACCGAUUGGCCAGCACUGGCCUCACCACCUUCCAACACACUCCCGGCAGGGAACACGGGGCUCGCUUUUGUCGGUCCAUCGGCAUUUUCCGUGGUGCCUCCUGCACCGACUACGGUUCCACCAGUUGUACCUCGUCCAACUACCACUCCCGUCUUACCUCUGUAUCCGGGCUUAAUGUGUUUACCGGCCUUACUUGAUAAGCUUAGCGGAUCACAAGGAAUCCUACGCUCACAUAUGAGCACAACACCGUUCAAGCCAAUACCUAAUAAUGAAAAGGUGGAUUUGGCAAGGUUUCGAGUCAAAGAUCCUGUCGAAUGGUUGAUUGACGAUGUUGUAUCGUGGAUGUUGGAUGUUGCAAAACGGCACGGAAUCCCCUUCGAAGAAAUGAAUAUGCACAGGUUCGCAAACCUCACUGGCCAACAAAUGAUUGGGAUGACUGAGCAGAAUUUUAUCGAACGAGAUCCUAUCUGGGGACCACUCAUCUACAACGAGUUCCGGAAAAAUCUUGCAGAAGAUACAUCAGUUAUCGAUGAGAUCAUGAAGAAAUAUAAUGCGGAUGAGGAAUCGGUAACGAUAGCUGGAGUUGGGCCAUCAACAUCGUUUGAGAUCCCGAAAACACAUAUCACAGCCGCUAACCCCUCACCUAUCGUUCCACAAUUUCAAACUCUCACACAAACUCUGAACCAGACGUUAAAUCAAACGCUGAAUCAUAGUAUUCAGCUUAAUACGAAUCUGGCACAGAAUUUACAGCAAACGUUGAAUCAAUCGUUGGCAACAAGUCUUGCUGCUGGAUUAUCAACAGGAUUGAGUCCCAUAAAUCUCGGUCUGGUUCACAACGGCUUAAGUCCAAGUUCACCACUACUUGGAGCACAAAUCCAACCGAAACUCUCUCCAUUACCAAGUGAAAUAACAUCAUUCACUAGUACCAGCACCGCCACCGCGUGCUCUGAUUUUGAAGGAUCUGAGGAUUGUGCGGGCACUAGCGACUCGAAGCUGAAGAAAAACAAGGACGGGAAACCGCGGAAACGUUCUCAGCACACGAAAGGGAACAAGUUGUGGGAAUUUAUCCGGGAUGCUUUAAAGGAUCCUCUCACAUGUCCAUCAGUUGUUCGAUGGGAAGAUCCGAUCGAAGGUGUAUUCCGGAUAGUUGAAUCCGAAAAAUUGGCGCGACUAUGGGGCGAACGGAAGAACAACACAAAAAUGACGUACGAGAAGCUGAGCAGAGCAAUGAGAACCUACUACGAGAAACAAAUACUCGUCCCUGUGCCAAAGACUGGUCUUUAUCCCAAGAAACUCGUAAGAACUUCUAUAGGGUAUUACUACAAUACGAAAAUCCUAUUACCCGUGGGCGGUCGUCGCCUCGUCUACAAGUUCGGUCCAUCGGCACGUGGUUGGUCCUCGCACGAACCGAUCCUCUUUGCUAGCUACAACAAUAACAACUAUGCAGCGUACAGCAGUGAUGAGGAAGAAAGGACAAGUGGCGACAACAUGUCAAAUUAUACAACAUUCGACGUAGAAUAUCCCAUUAAGUACCGAGAACUUCCGGUUUAG